Molecule: messenger RNA, 693 nt
Organism: Hibiscus syriacus
Lineage: Eukaryota; Viridiplantae; Streptophyta; Magnoliopsida; Malvales; Malvaceae
Product: cytochrome b5-like
Exons: 3
Coding region: 166-570 (134 amino acids)
Cellular component (GO): membrane; intracellular membrane-bounded organelle
Molecular function (GO): heme binding
Source: RefSeq, a predicted model, not a curated record
GAACUGUGGAUUCGCUGUUUGGUUAGCCCACAGAAACUUUACCUGCUUAAUAAAUAUUUGAGAAAAUUCCCACGCUUUCUCUCUCAGAUCUCUAUCCUUGCCAGUGUUUUAGAGGGAGAAAAGGGGGUUAAAGUAAACUGAAAAGGAAGCGAAGUAGAGCAGAAAAUGGGUGGUGAUGAAAAGGUCUUCACUUUGGCUCAAGUCUCCGAGCAUAACAGCCCCAAAGAUUGCUGGCUCGUCAUCAAUGGCAAGGUUUACGAUGCGACAAACUUUUUGGAAGACCACCCUGGUGGUGAUGAAGUGUUGUUAUCGGCAACAGGGAAGGAUGCAACUGAUGAUUUUGAGGAUGUUGGGCAUAGUGACAGCGCUCGAGACAUGAUGGCUCAAUACUAUGUUGGAGAGAUCGAUGUCUCAACUAUCCCGAAGAAGAUAAAGUAUAAACCGGCAAACCAGCCACACUAUAAUCAGGACAAGACAUCCGAGUUCAUCAUCAAGCUUCUUCAGUUCUUAGUCCCCCUUGCCAUCUUGGGGUUAGCCGUCGGUGUUCACCUCUACACCAAAUCAUCUUAGUAUAGAUCUGUUCUGAUAACCCAUCAAUACCCUGGUUUCAUUUAUGCCAAUCUUCAAAGAUUAUAAAGACAAGAUAUGGAAGGAUGACAAUUUAAUGUUUUCUGUUUGAUAAUGUUGUUUGAU